Molecule: messenger RNA, 2267 nt
Organism: Brassica napus (rape)
Lineage: Eukaryota; Viridiplantae; Streptophyta; Magnoliopsida; Brassicales; Brassicaceae
Product: CLP protease regulatory subunit CLPX3, mitochondrial
Exons: 15
Coding region: 80-2029 (649 amino acids)
Biological process (GO): protein folding; protein catabolic process; proteolysis
Cellular component (GO): mitochondrial matrix
Molecular function (GO): ATP binding; ATP hydrolysis activity; ATP-dependent protein folding chaperone
Source: RefSeq, a predicted model, not a curated record
ACUGUUUUAUCUUUUUUUUAAUUUUGUAUACACAACACACUUUUGUUUGUUUCAACCAUCUCAAAUCAAAUCAAAUCAAAUGUCUGGAAUUUGGAGAUGGAGGAAUCUCAAGUCCUUAGCUUUCCACGCCCGUUCGGUUUCCCCUGUUCCUGCUCAUCUCUAUUCUCUUGAAUUGGGAUUGUCUCCACCUCGCCGCCGUCUCCAGGAACGGUUCAAAUCGGAGCAAGGCGGUGUUGGUGGUGGAAACAACGGCGGAGGAGGAGGAGGAGGCGAUGAUUUUUCUGUCCCCGUCACACGGCGGAAGCUCAGAGCAGAGCCCAAUUGCCCUCGAUGCUCGAAGCAAAUGGAUCUUCUCUUCUCCAAUCGUCAGUUCCCUUCUCCGAAUCUUCUCCACCGUCCCGAAGAUUCAGAUUCAAACGUGGCAGACAAAACCAGUUUCCAGUCUGUCAAUUUCUGUCCGACAUGCAAAACAGCUUACGGGGUCUCUCCUCUCCAGGGGACAUUCGUCGAGAUCGGUCGUGUCCAGUCCCCAACAACGACCAGGAAACAACAUUCAAAGGAUUUGAAUCUCAGCUCCAAUCACAGAAACAAGCUCAGAUCUUCCUUCUGGGAUACGCUCAGAUCUUACGGUGCGGAGCCACCUGAGGAUUGGUCGUCUACACCCCCUCCUCCUCCUUUGAACGCUUCUCCUCCAAACAACAUCGCUCCAGCUUCUAACGGCGCUGUUAAAAUGGAUACUUCUCCGUUGCCGGAUGCAGCUAAAGACGUUAGUCGUUGGGGUGGAGCUACCCUAGGCACAGACUUUCCUACUCCCAAAGAGAUUUGCAAAUGGCUUGACAAGUUCGUCAUUGGCCAAAGCCGCGCCAAAAAGGUGCUCUCUGUCGCUGUGUAUAACCAUUACAAGAGAAUAUAUCAUACCUCUAUGAAGAAAGGGUCAGCAGCACAAUCACUUGAUGAUGACGAUAAUGUAGAAUUAGAUAAGAGCAAUGUUCUUCUUAUGGGGCCUACCGGCUCUGGCAAGACAUUACUUGCAAAGACUUUAGCUCGGCUUGUCAAUGUUCCAUUUGUCAUUGCUGAUGCAACUACACUGACUCAGGCUGGCUAUGUUGGUGACGAUGUUGAAUCAAUCCUUCAUAAACUACUAACGGUCGCUGAGUUCAACGUGCAAGCAGCACAGCAGGGAAUAGUCUACAUUGAUGAAGUCGAUAAGAUAACAAAGAAGGCUGAGAGUUUAAACAUUAGCCGGGAUGUCUCCGGGGAAGGAGUCCAACAGGCACUUUUAAAAUUACUGGAAGGCACUAUCGUAAAUGUUCCAGGGAAGGGAGCAAGGAAGCAUCCACGGGCUGACCAUAUACAGAUAGACACAAAAGAUAUCCUCUUUAUCUGUGGAGGAGCAUUUGUUGACCUUGAGAAGACCAUUGUGGAUAGACGACAAGAUUCGUCUAUUGGUUUUGGAGCUCCUGUCCGUGCCAACAUGGCUACCAGUGGAGUUACCAGUGGGGCAGUAACUUCAUCUUUGCUAGAAUCGGUGGAGAGCGCUGAUCUUACAGCAUAUGGCCUCAUCCCUGAGUUUGUAGGGCGCUUUCCCAUACUAGUUAGUUUGUCAGCUCUAACAGAGGACCAGCUCAUUAGGGUGCUUGUAGAACCCAAAAAUGCUCUUGGGAAACAGUACAAGAAACUCUUUAGUAUGAACAAUGUAAAGUUGCAUUUUACUGAGAAAGCGCUGGGGAUCAUUUCCAAGCUAGCGAUGGUGAAGAAUACAGGUGCGAGGGGACUUAGAGCCUUGCUUGAAAGCAUUCUUACCGAAGCCAUGUUUGAGAUUCCAGAUGCUAAGAAGGGAGACGAAAGAAUCGACGCUGUUAUUGUAGAUGAGGAUUCAACAGGCUCAGAAGCUUCUCGUGGAUGCACAGCAAAACUACUUAGAGGAGACGGGGCUUUUGAGCGUUACCUCAACGAGAACAAGUCGAAAGAUGCUACAGAAACAACUGUUGACGAAAGAAUAGGCUCAGCAAGAGCAAUGAGCUUGUAAAGAGAACGAGACAAGAACUGUUUUUAUUUUCUUUUUAACAUGAGGGGGUUUCUUGAUUAUUUGUAAAAAACAACAUUCAUAAAAGUGCUAAGAGGUUUUAUCCACUUUGUACGAUAAAAUUGUUAGCUUACAGAUUCGAAAGUUGAAUUGUUUACAUAGAACAAAGAAUAGAAGUGUAUCCCACUGUGUAAACAAAACAUUUGUAAUUCUCUGCUUCCAUGAGUAAUUUCUUUUUAUU